Messenger RNA from Conger conger (European conger), 1397 nucleotides. RefSeq names its product G-protein coupled receptor 183-like. Gene Ontology annotation, molecular function: G protein-coupled receptor activity; oxysterol binding. Bases 106 to 1113 code for a protein of 335 amino acids. NCBI's taxonomy places the organism in Eukaryota, Metazoa, Chordata, Actinopteri, Anguilliformes, Congridae. Gene Ontology annotation, cellular component: membrane. The transcript is spliced from 2 exons. Gene Ontology annotation, biological process: G protein-coupled receptor signaling pathway. The record is from RefSeq and is a predicted model, not a curated record.
CUUCUGUGAGGACACACAGUGAGAAAUAUCUGUUGGACUGUCGAAGAUUUUACAAGUUAUUGUACGAAGGCCCUUAAAUCAGUGUGGAUUUUGUGAGGGAACGGAAUGGAUCAGAACACUAGUGCCCCGAACGAGACCUGCGAUGUUUACAUCUGCAAGGAGACCGCCCAAGUCCUUUUCCCCAUAUUCUACACCCUGGUAUUCCUGUUUAGCAUCACGGGCAACAGCUUGGUCAUCUAUAUCACCUGCCUCAAACAGCAGAAAUUUAAGUCCACCUCCCUAUACCUGCUCAACCUGGCCCUGUCCGAUACCCUGUUCUCUCUGGCUCUGCCAAGCCGCAUUGUCUACUACAUACGAGGGUUCGACUGGCCCUUUGGGGACUUCCUGUGCAGGCUUACCACCGUCAUCUUCUACACCAACACCUACGCUGGCAUCGCCUUCAUGACCUGCAUCAGCCUGGACCGGUACCUGGCCAUGGUGCACCCGCACCGACUUCUCCGUCUUCGGAAGGCCGAGUCCGUGCGGGUCAUCUGCGCCCUGGUGUGGCUUCUGGUCUUCCUCCAGACCACCCCCCUCCUCUUCCGGAGCAUGCUGGGCCACUCCGGGGACAAGCGCACCUGCAUGGAAUACUUCCGGCUGGACUCCUCGCCGUCCUUGCCGUACCUGCUUCUGGUGGCCUGUGCCGUGAGCUUCUGUGUCCCUCUCGGGAUAAUCUUGGCCUGCUACACCCAGAUCAACCUCAAGCUGUCUCGGGCGGCCAAGAACAACCCCCUGACGGGCCGCUCAGGGGCCAGAAACCACAAGGCCAACAACGUCAUCCUGCUGAUCCUGCUGACCUUCGUCUUGUGCUUCAGCCCGUACCACCUCAACAUCAUGCAGUUCAUGGUACUCAAGCUCCUGCGCGAACCCUCCUGCAAGGAGCUGAAGGCUUUCAAGAUGUCCCUGCAGGUCACCGUCUCCCUGAUGAACCUCAACUGCUGCCUGGACCCCGUCAUCUACUUCUUCGCCAUCAAGACCUACAAGCAGAGGGUGAUGAGCCUGUUCAGAGGUCGCCUGUCAACAUCCGCGCUAUCGUCAAAAACCACAACUGACAACAGCAGCAGCAACACCUGAUAGGCUUCCUGUGCCUUCCCGCAGUGCGGUUAAGUUCAACAGGAAGUUUGAAGACGUGAGGCAGACUCUCUCCUGAUUUAAGGUGGCACAAGUGAUUCUUAUUGCUACGGUUUACUUGUAAAGUCAAUGCGUUGAUGUCUGUGCAUAAGGCAGCCUUUGUUGAUCAGCAUAGGACCAUCCUGUCAAAUUGCAAAUAUAUUAGUUCUUAAAAUGUAUAUAAUAUAUCAGUAUCCUAUUUUAUGGACAGUUAUUAGAAGUAGUUAAAAAUAGGUUGUGUUGUGACA